This is a messenger RNA of Rhizophagus irregularis DAOM 181602=DAOM 197198, 2514 nucleotides long. Lineage: Eukaryota; Fungi; Glomeromycota; Glomeromycetes; Glomerales; Glomeraceae. The record is from RefSeq and is a predicted model, not a curated record.
AUGUCGGCAAACCCGCAUAAGAAAGCUGAUGCUGAAUCUAUCCUCACUUGGAAUUAUUUUGGCGGAAAAAGGAAGCCACUAACUAAUGGUUUCUUCCGAAGGGACCAGUACGUAAAGAAAGAGAACAGAGGUCCCAAAAAAGCGUUAGGACGAGAAUCUAUCAAUAUCAAAAUCAAUCCCUCUUUGACUUUCGAAUCCUCCUUUCUUAAACUUCCGGGGUGUGUACUGAUCGAUGUUCGCGCAAGUUUUAUGCAACUUCACCCCCGCUAUGAGAAAACAUCACUAAAAUACUUCUUAGAAAAAUAUGGUCUCGAUGGAACGAAAGUAUCCAAUCUCUUAGGCGCUGAAGCUUGGGCGCAGGACAUUCUAUACACCACGAAAAUUUCCAAUCAGAAAGCAUAUGGGAAGUUUCCAGAAGCGUAUGUGUUCCCGCCAGAAAAGGGUCUUGAAAAUAAGCGACCUGUCACUGGUUUAGACUUUAGAUCCUUGUAUCCUAGCAUAAUUAUGACUUACAACCUCUCACCAGAGAAGAUGGUCUCAACACUUUCGGAAGUAGAUAAGUUAAAGAGAAAGAAUAAAGUGCUUCACAGUAUCGAGUUCAAGUAUGGCGGUAAACCUGUGCGAGCCUGGACCAUACGGCAUGGAAAUAAAUCUGAUCAGGAAGGUCUAUUUACAAAAAUAUUGAAAAAUCUGCUCAAUAUACGGAAUGAAUUAAAGGCCCAACUUAAAGUUCUCGGAAAGAAAAAGGAAUAUAUGGGGAAAGUUAAAAGUAAAAUGGAUUCAGCUGGCGGAUCUUUCCUGGUAGUGGACGCAAUCAAAGAUGUUCUAUCCUCUGUAAAAAAUACUGAGAGGCACGCAGAGAUGACCAAGAUCCUAAGUCCCUUUAUUAUUCAGGAGGAGAGCUCUGAUAGAGCUGAUUUAUCAUAUGAUGAUUUUAUGAAAGAAUAUAGUUCUAUUUGUUUUGAAUACAAUUCUUUAAAUUCGAAGCAGAAGGCGAUUAAAUUAUAUAUGAAUUCGUUCUAUGGUGUGACCGGCCAAAGUGAUUCCCCGUUCUAUACACUAGCACUUGCUGAGGGUGUUACUUCAGCUGGGCGAGAGAAUAUCAAACUCGUCGCAGAAUUCAUGAAAAAGAAGGGAUUUGGGAUAAAAUACGGGGAUACUGAUUCCCUAUAUCUCACUUGCCCAGAUUCUUGUUAUGAGAAAUGUGAUCUGGCCUACAAUGGCGGGAAAGGCACAAUUUCGAAACUAGAAUCGGGUUAUCUCGAAAUGGCUUAUGAAGAAGUGCUAUUCCCAGUAGUCUUCACUGGAAAGAAAAAAUAUUUCAGCACCAAGCAUGAAAAUGCAGUAAAUUUCAGUCUGGAGGACCCUUUCAUAAGAGGAAUUGAUACUGUAAAACAAGGCAAAUCCCAGCUUUUCAAAACCAUAGGAGAUCGGAUUAUGAAUGAAGUUAGGGAUAUCAACAACGAGCACUCUCUCCAUAAAAUUGUUGAGAACGUUCUUAGGGACGCUAUAAUUAAUACUGAGCAAUGGAAUUUCGAACAGUUUAUAGAGACUGAUGCAUGGAAACCUGAUGUAAAUAAUAUUAGCGUCCAACGUUUUAUAGGAAGAAUGAGAGGAAAAUAUGAUAGUAAAAUUCCGAUACCAGGUGAGCGCUUUAGUUAUGUAAUAACCCAUCCUGAUACUACCUUCGAUUUACAUGGUAGAAAGUUAAAACCAACUAAAGGCGAAAAAAUGGAAUUCGCCGAUGUAGCUAAGGAAUUGGGUAAGGAACUAGAUUUAUACCAUUAUUUCAAAAAAACUAUUAUUGGUCUCUAUGCCCGAUUUAUCAUGUAUGACAAGAUGUAUGAGCCAGAACCCUCAAGUCGAAUCAUGCGAAUCAAAGACCUGGAUGAGAAAUAUAAGCAAAUUGAUGACUAUGCUCAAAACAAGGCCAAGUCAUGGCUUGAGGGAUUCGUAAAAGAAAAUAUCAUAGUCAAUGGUGUUACUUCCAAGAUGAUAGAAUCUCGUGGGAUUGCUUAUAAGCGUGCUUAUAGAACUGCGGUCAAAAAGGCACAAGAAAUGUUAUAUCAUAAGAUAGGGUACUUAUACGAAAUAUUUCAUGGCGAAUGGCUUAGCUACGAGAUUUUUAUGGGAAGUAAUCCUAUUGAGAUAUUAUGGGAGAGAUUCAUGAAAUGCGCUAGGAAACUUACAAAAGAUAAAAACCUCUCGGUGGAUGGCGAAAUGAAGGAAAAAAUAUGCUCUGAUUUUGCUCGAUAUCCUAGUGAGCUUGCAAAAUGUAUUGAAGGGUAUAAUUUAUUCUUUCACAAAUUGGUCUAUCAUAUGCGUUAUAAAGAGCAUAUAUCCAUACCAGAAAAAAUUGGCCCAGUCUCGUCUAUGCAAAAAAAUGAGAUAAUUACUGACUUACCAGCCUUACCUCACAUAUCAGAAAUUGAGGCGCUAGAUGACAUUACUAAUUUAUGGUAUUUCUAUCUUGAAGGUGUGGUCGAGCCGGAGGUGUUAAAGCAAAGCACUUAA